Megalops cyprinoides (Indo-Pacific tarpon) is the source of this 1026-nucleotide messenger RNA. Its product is annotated as E3 ubiquitin/ISG15 ligase TRIM25-like. The annotation marks the transcript as partial. The transcript has 4 exons. Gene Ontology annotation, molecular function: zinc ion binding. NCBI's taxonomy places the organism in Eukaryota, Metazoa, Chordata, Actinopteri, Elopiformes, Megalopidae. The record is from RefSeq and is a predicted model, not a curated record.
AUGGCAAAAUCUGGAAUGUUCCUCAGUAAGAACCAGUUCAGCUGUGCAAUCUGUCUGGAUGUACUGAAGGAUCCGGUGACUAUUCCCUGUGGACACAGUUACUGUAAGGGCUGCAUUGAGGGCAGCUGGGAUCAGGAUGAUCAUAUUGGUGUCUACAGCUGUCCCCAGUGCAGAGAGACCUUCACCCCAAGACCUGUUCUGGGCAGAAACAUCAUACUGGCUGCUAUAGUGGACAAACUGAAGAAAAUGGGACUCCAAGCUGAUCCCCCUCUUCACUGUUAUGCUGGACCCGGAGAUGUGGCGUGUGAUGUCUGCACUAAGAGAAAGCACAAAGCCAUCAAGUCCUGCCUCGUGUGUCUGGCCUCUUACUGUGAAACUCACCUCCAGCCUCACUAUGAAUCUCCUCCUCUUAAGAAGCACAAACUGGUCCAAGCCACUAGACACCUGCAGGAGAAGAUCUGCUCUCGUCAUGACAAACUGUUAGACGUUUACUGUCGUACUGAACAACAAUGUAUCUGUCUACUGUGUACGAUGGAUGAACACAGAGGCCAUGAUACAGUCUCAGCUGCAGCUGAAAGGACUGAGAAACAGAAGCAGCUUGGGGAAACACAGAAGAAAGCCCAGCAAAGAAUCCAGGAGAGAGAGAAGGAACUGCAGGAUCUGAGACAGGCUGUGGAGUCACUCAGGCGCUCUGCACAGGCAGCAGUGGAGGACAGUGAGAGGAUCUUUACUGAGCUGAUCCGCUCUAUUGAAAGAAGGCGCUCUGAGAUGAAAGAGCUGAUCAGAGAUCAAGAGAAAGCUGCAGCCAGUCAGGCUGAAAUACUCCUAGAGCAACUGGAGCAGGAGAUUGCUGAGCUGAAGAGGAAAGACGCUGAGCUGGAGCAGCUUUCACACACAGAGGAUCACAUCCAUUUCCUCCAGGGCUGUAAUUCUCUCUCUGACCCUCCUGGACAUACAGACCUACACAGCAUCACUUUCAAACCACACUUCUCUUUUGAGGCUGUGAGGAAAUCUGUCUCUGUGCUG